CCAUCGAGGCAUCCGGGAGCCGCAAACUCCGCUCCCGGGGCGUCUGCACUGAGAACUUUGCCCACAAACGUCCCCAGGGGCACACGCAGGAGAGAGGUUGCACCGGGCGGCCCUGGGGUGCCCUCCGGCCGGCCUCCCCCCGCGCCCGCCGCGCCGUCUCUUGGUCGCGCUUGCUGCAGCCCUCCCGGCGCCUUUAUUUAUUUAUUUUGCACCAACAGGGUUGCUGCAGACUCAUUCUCGCCUGGUUUAAAAAGAGAGAGAGGAGGAAAAAGAGAGAGAGAGACAUGCUUCCUGGCUCUGGGCUCUCCCUGGGUCUCGGCGGCCGUGGUCGUGGCCGCAGCGGCAGCAGCAGCGGCAGGGGCGGGCGGGUGGGCAGCGGCGGGGCGUGAGGCUCCGGGGGAGGCGCGGGGGCCCGCGGGGCCGCGGGAAUGGGACAGGGGCCCCGGGCCCGCACCCGCGCAGCGCCCCGCUGGAUGCCGCCCUCCAGCCCCUCGGGAUCCAAGCAGGGAUGGCAGCAGCUGCAGCCCUGAGGCUAGCCUGGCCCCCCUGGCCACUGCUUCUGCUCCUCCUGGGGGCCAACAGCAGUGGUGGCUGCCCCACGCUAUGUGACUGCAGCUCCCAGCCCCGGGCAGUGCUCUGUGCCCACCGGCGCCUGGAGGCCGUCCCAGGGGGCCUCCCUCUGGACACUGAGCUCCUGGACCUCAGCGGGAACCGCCUGUGGGGCCUGCAGCGGGGCAUGCUGUCUCGCCUGGGCCAGCUACAGGAGCUGGACCUCAGCUACAACCAGCUGUCCACUCUUGAGCCCGGGGCCUUCCAUGGCCUGCAGAGCCUGCUCAGCCUCAAGCUGCAGGGCAACCGGCUGCGCAUCAUGGCGCCCGGGGUCUUCGCUGGCCUGUCCGCCCUCACACUGCUAGAUCUGCGCCUCAACCAGAUCGUCCUUUUCCUGGACGGGGCGUUCCGAGAGCUGGGCAGCCUCCAACAGCUGGAAGUGGGCGACAACCACCUGGUGUUUGUGGCCCCAGGAGCCUUUGCAGGACUGGCCAAACUCAGCAGCCUGACCCUCGAGCGGUGCAACCUCAGCACAGUGCCUGGCCUGGCCCUGGCACGGCUGCCUGAGCUUGUGGCCCUCCGGCUGCGAGAGCUGGACAUCUGGAGGCUGCCAUCGGGGGCCCUCCGGGGGCUGGGCCAGCUAGAGGAGCUGGAGAUCCACCACUGGCCAUCUCUGGAGGUUCUGGAGCCGGGCAGCCUGAUGGGCCUGAAUCUCAGCAUCCUGGCCAUCACCCGUUGUAAUCUGACCACAGUGCCCGUCCAGGCGCUGCACCACCUCAGCUUCCUCCGAGUGCUGGACCUGUCCCAGAACCCCAUCUCGGCCAUCCCCGCCCACAGCCUCAGUCCCUUGGUACGCCUCCAGGAGCUGCGCCUGUCAGGCGCCAGCCUCACCUCCAUCGCGGCACACGCUUUCCAUGGCUUGACAGCCUUCCACCUGCUGGACGUGGCAGACAACGCCUUGCAGACCCUGGAGGAAACGGCCUUCCCAUCCCCAGACAAGCUCGUCACGCUCAGGCUGUCUGGAAACCCCCUGACCUGUGACUGCCGCCUUCUCUGGCUGCUCCGGCUGCGCCGGCACCUAGACUUCGGCAAGUCCCCCCCGGCCUGUGCGGGGCCGCAGCACGUCCAGGGGAAGAGCCUGAGGGACUUUUCCGACAUCCUUCCCCCGGGCCACUUCACCUGCCAACCAGCCCUGAUCCGAAAGUCAGGGCCGCGGUGGGUGGCGGCCGAGGAGGGUGGUCAGGCCAUCUUCUCCUGCUCGGGCGACGGAGACCCGGCUCCCACAGUGUCCUGGCGGCGACCACAGGGGGCCUGGCUGGGGCAGGCCGGGAGAGUGAGGGUCCUGGAGGAUGGCACGCUGGAGAUCCGCUCUGUGCAGCUUCGGGACCAGGGGGCCUAUGUCUGUGUAGUAAGCAAUGUGGCUGGCAACGACUCUCUGAAGACCUGGCUAGAGGUCAUCCCUGUGGAGCCAGCCAACGGCACGCUCCUGGACCCCAACAUCACCAUGCCAGGCAUCCCUGGGCCCUUCUUCCUGGAUGGCAGGGGUGUGGCCAUGGUGCUGGCUGUUGGCUUCCUGCCCUUCCUCACCUCAGUCACCCUCUGCUUUGGCCUCAUCGCCCUCUGGAGCAAGGGCAAAGGCCGGGUCAAACAUCACGUGACCUUUGAUUUUGUAGCACCUCGGCCCUCUGGGGAUAAGAACUCUGGGGGCAACCGGGUCACUGCCAAGCUCUUCUGACCUUUCCUUCCACGCUAGGAACCCGGCCCAACCAGCUUCAGAUCUCAGGGGCAUGCAGAGUGAGUGCUGGGAGCAGAAGCUUGUCAGGCCACACAGAACUCUGGGACUCCUGCUUGCUGCCCACCAGCCUGGCCGGCUGGCCUGUGCUCGAGCAGCCCAUGAGGAUGGCGCUGUGUCUCUGCUCUGCAGGCCCAGGGAGCUCCAGACUCUGCCCUGCCUGCAAGGCUGCAGACAGAACCAGUGACCCCUCCCUCACCAGCCCCGGGUCCCAGGGGACCUCAGAUGUGGGGCGCACCGCUCGCCGACAUCCUGCUUGGCCAGAGGAGGAGAUGGGGGAGGGGGCAGGAUAUAUUCUUAUAUGCAUGAGCCCCACCAUCUGCCUGAUGUCAUGUCAUUAAACCGGUGGCAGAAAUACCUAUAACGAAAUGGGAUUUCUGGACUUUCUUGACUCCAGUUGCCCCCCUCACCUCUGUCCAACACCCCUUCUUGCUCUUCUGUCAGCUCCCUGGUUCCCACAGCUUUGCCUGACAAAAUAAGGCUGGGAGAUGGCCUAGCGAGGCAGCACACAAGACCUCUUUGGUUCUGUUUGGGGGUGAGGCCACUCCCAAGGGGUCUCCUCCUGGUGCCUCCAUGCUCAGACCCUGCAGUACAAGGUGUAACCCAGGCACCUGGUAAUGUCCUGAGGGUCUCCAAGGUGAUACCCAGAGAUACUCGGAGACCUUGUGGUGCCACGGAUCGAGCGGGGAUUGCCACAUACAAGGUGAGCACCUAAAGCCCUGUCUGGGUACCAACCCGUUUCAAUGUCAAUCUUUUUCUUCUUCAUCUGGGAUGGCUAGGAGGGGCCUCUGCAAGAAUCCAACCUGAAGGCCACAGACCCUUCCCUUUCUUCUCAUUUAUUUGCUUAGUUAGGAGGUCACACCUGACCAGCAUGCUCAGGCAUUACUCCUGGCAGUGCUUGGGGGACCAUAUGAGAUGCCAGGGAUCUGACCCCUGGGGGAUCUGAACCCUGGUCCGUUGUGCCCAGGCAGGUGCCCACUGUUCUUGAUGGCCUCUCCCCACUAUUCCUGCCUUGCAUAGCCUCCGUGCCCCAGGGGAAAAGCAAGAAGGAAACUCCCAGGAACGGAGCCAACAGAAGCCACAGCCUGCAGCCCUUAAGGCUGGAGACCCAGGCGGGCAGUGACAUGCAUGCAGGGAAGAGGGGCAGGCAGGCAGGCUGACUAGAGAGUUUCUACUCCCCUUCCUGGCUCCUUGUUGAGGCCAGCCACACCCCAGCAGAGGGCACAGUCUGACAGAGACUGCCAGCAGAGAGAGAGGAGAUGCUGAGAGCAGCAAAGAGAGGGGAAGAUGUGAGGAACUCUGGGGACAAGGAGGCAACCUCAGCUUCAUCGGCAGGGGAGGAGUGGAGGGAGAAGCAUGGAGCAGGGGAGAGGCAGAGAAAGGCACAGCCGCAUGGCCCUGAGGAGCCUCCCUGCAGCACCAGCCCAUCUUCCUCAUCUCUCCUCCACCGAGCACCCCCUCCCCCCCAGCUCAUUUGCUGCUGCCUUGCUCAGAGGGGACUCCAGUUACUGGAAGCUUCCAGUGGGAGCAAUCAGAUAUAGUGCAGGCUUUGGGCAGGAGGAAGGGGGCAGCAGAGGGGGAUGUGCAACCAGCAAUUAGGAGGAGGGCCAGAGAAUCCCAGGAACCCCCUACUGCUUACAGCUCCCCCAGAAAGGUUGAGACCCCCUAUUUCCCCUGUCUUUAGCCAGCAGUUCAUUUGGUUGGGAUUUGGGGGUCAGGUGCUAGAGGUUCUCACCCAGUUGCGGGCUCUGCAAUGCAGAAAGGGGCCUGGGCGGCGCUGCUUUGCAGCGGAAACUUCCAGCAAGCCCCCCCAGGCAGCUAACAGAUGGCGCCUUUGAGCUGAGUCCCCAGGGACAUUCGCUGUCCAACAGACACAGCGCAAGGCACAUGCCCGGGUGCACACUGACAGCAUGGCAAGAGGAUGGGACAAAGAGGGCCAGAGAUGGGUGCUGGUGGGGGAUGGGCGGGAAACAGGCCUCUCAGGUGUGAGACCCUGGGUUCCCCGGCCAAUACCAGGAAAAGAAAAGGCACAGUGAAGCCGAGACAAUGAAUGUUAAUGCUUUUAUAUGCUUUUAUUUCAGUCGAUGAACUUCAUCUAUUAUUUUCAUGUCAACAUAAAAAUUGGUAGCAAGAUG
Sorex araneus (European shrew) is the source of this 4476-nucleotide messenger RNA. It is a transcript of the gene LINGO4, whose product is annotated as leucine rich repeat and Ig domain containing 4. Lineage: Eukaryota; Metazoa; Chordata; Mammalia; Eulipotyphla; Soricidae. Gene Ontology annotation, molecular function: protein binding. The coding region runs from base 509 to 2284 and encodes 591 amino acids. The record is from RefSeq and is a predicted model, not a curated record. The transcript has 2 exons.